Molecule: messenger RNA, 423 nt
Organism: Colletotrichum orchidophilum
Lineage: Eukaryota; Fungi; Ascomycota; Sordariomycetes; Glomerellales; Glomerellaceae
Product: ribosomal protein S17
Exons: 2
Coding region: 1-423 (140 amino acids)
Biological process (GO): translation
Cellular component (GO): ribosome; mitochondrion
Molecular function (GO): structural constituent of ribosome
Source: RefSeq, a predicted model, not a curated record
AUGUCAGCCCAGACGAUGGCGCAAGCACGCCAAGUUGUACGCGAGCUCAAUGGCGUCGUUGUGAGCGCCGGGCUCAUGCCGAAAACAGUCAAGGUGCGCGUGGGCGGCCAGCAAUGGAAACAGAAGGUCCAAAAGAUGUUUACGAAACCGAAGAACUACCUGGUCCACGACCCCAACUCGUCCCUCCGCACAGGGGAUGUCGUUUCUAUUGUUCCUGGAUGGAGGACUUCACCCCAUAAGCGCCACGUCGUCAAGAGCAUCAUCGCGCCCCAUGGUAUACCCACUUCAGAGCGCCCACCGAUUCCGUCCGAGGAUGAAAGAAUCGAAGCACAGGUCCGGAAGAGAGAAGCAAAGGUGGCGAGACGAGAGGCGCGGAGGCAGGAGAAGUCUUCAAAGUCGACCCCUGAGCCUGAGGUUGACUAA